Molecule: messenger RNA, 870 nt
Organism: Lithohypha guttulata
Lineage: Eukaryota; Fungi; Ascomycota; Eurotiomycetes; Chaetothyriales; Trichomeriaceae
Exons: 1
Coding region: 1-870 (289 amino acids)
Source: RefSeq, a predicted model, not a curated record
AUGUCAGAAAUACCAAUGCCCGAACCCACCAACAAGCGCCUACCACUCUCACAAUACCAAAUCAUUUCAUUCGACGUCUACGGCACCCUAAUACAAUACAAACAACACAUCCUCUCAUCAUUCAAACCAUUACUCUCGCGAUUACCAACAGAUUCCCCUCUACGUAACUCAGCCCCCCUAUCAUCGCACAUAUCCGACUCAGCAACCACAGGCGACAUUGAAUUCCUCAAAAUCUUCCAAAAACAGGAAGACACUAUCAAGCUGGAACUAGCUUCAAACCCACUACGCUUCGACAAGGCCCUACAGGAGAUUUGGCGACGGGUCGCUGCGCAACUCGGUGUAACGACUACAGACGAAGAAGUGCAGCGUUUUGGAAGUGAGGAAAACAUCAAGUCUUGGCCUUGUUUUCCAGGAAGUAUUGAGGCUCUACAAGUAAUUCAAUCUGCGUCUUCUGGCCAUAAACUCGUGGCACUGAGUAAUAUCGACAAAUACGCUACGGACUUGACAUUUGCUGCUUCUGGGCUUGGGAAUAUCAGCUGGUCGAAGGUGUAUACGGCGGAGGACUUUGGGACAAGUGAAGAGGAUCUUAAAUUGGCUGAUCAGCGGAAGUUCGAGGCCCUACUCAAGUAUGCGGAUGACAUUGGGUGUAGCAAGGAACGUAUUCUGCAUGUUGCGCAAUCUCUGGGACAUGAUCAUGCGCCUGCGAAGAAGAUGGGUGUUAGUUCUGUCUUCCUUACUGGUGAUGGGCCGGUCUGGGGUAAAGAGGGUGAAUCUAGAAUGGCUGUUGAGAAGGGAUUGGUUGGGUAUGGUUGGAGAUGUGAGGAUUUGAGAGAGUUUUCGAAGCUCAUCAAGCAGCAGGAAGAGCAGUGA